AUGGAGGGACGUAAUGUCCUCCCGCCGAAAGAGGAAGCAGAGGCCGUGAAGGAGGGCCGUCUGCUGCAGCGGUUCAUUCCCGCCCGGGUCAUCUUUGUGCUGCUCGGCUUUAUGGGCUUCAACCUCGUUUACGCCUACAAAACGGUGCUCAGCAUGAGCAUCAUCGCGAUGAUCAACGGCACCAAGGAGAAUAAUGACCGUUUUCCCGGCGACAAGGUCAACUGGGACCACGAGGAGAAGUCGCAGGUGCUGGGCGCCUUCUUUUACGGCUACGUCGUCACGCAGAUACCGGCCGCCGUGCUGGCCACCAAGUUCGGCGGCAAGUGGAUCUUCGGCUGCAGCCUCCUCAUCACCGGCAUCAUGAGCAUUCUGGGCCCCUUUACGGCGAUGAUCGACUACAAACUGUUCAUGGGGACGCGCAUCAUCCAGGGACUGGCGGAGGGCGUCUCCUUUCCGGUAAUGAACGGCAUGAUUGCACAGUGGAUCCCCAAGAACGAGCGUUCCCGCGGGACGACCAUCAUCUUCACGGGGGCGAUGAUCGGCACCGUCCUCACGCUGCCCAUCACCGCCAUUCUCAGCAAGACCCACUUUAUGGGCUCCUGGGCGGCCACCUUCUACCUGCUGGGCAUUGCCGGCGUCAUCUGGUUCGUCCUCUGGUCGGUGCUCGUCUUCGAGUCGCCCGAAGUGCAUCCCUUCAUCUCCACCAGGGAGACGCGCUUUAUAAUUGAAAAUGGCGGCGGUAUGAAGGCCAAGGGCAAGAUAGACAUUCCCGUGCGAGAAAUACUCACCUCUUAUCACGUCUAUGCACUCAUAGUGACGCACUUUGGCCAAAACUGGGGCUUCCUGACGGUGCUCAAUCUGAUGCCCACGUACAUGAACACCGUCCUUAAGAUGAACAUUAAUGAGAACAUUCUCAUCUCUGGAAUGCCCUAUCUUGGCCAGGCGAUUUGGGGCUGGGGUGCCUCCUUCAUCACCGAUAAGCUGCGUCAAAGUGGUCGCUUUUCUAUCACUACACUGCGGAAGGCAAACUCCUUUAUUGCCUACGUUCCGUCGGGCAUUUGCCUGGCACUUGUGCCAGUCAUCAAGCACAACACUACCGGCGCAGCUGUGCUGCUCAUCCUCGCCAUGACCUUCAACGGAUCAUGUCACCCAGGCCUAAACAGCACUCACGGUGACAUGUCGACUCGCUACGCCGGCGUGCUGAUGGGCAUCACCAAUGGCCUGGGCAACAUUCCCGGCUUCCUCGCCACCAUCGUCGCAGGGCAGUUCACCAAAAACGGCGACACGGUGGAAAACUGGGCGCCGGUCUUCUACCUCUCGGCGGCCGUCUUCGGCGUCACCACGCUGAUCUACUGUUUCUUCUGCACCGCAGAGGAGCAACCCUGGGGCAGGGGUAAACCACAAACCACAGCAGCAGCAGCAGCAGCAACUUCGGACGUUGAGGCUGAUGAAUAUGGCGGCCAAACCAAAAAGUAG
This is a messenger RNA of Rhagoletis zephyria (snowberry fruit fly), 1476 nucleotides long. Lineage: Eukaryota; Metazoa; Arthropoda; Insecta; Diptera; Tephritidae. The record is from RefSeq and is a predicted model, not a curated record.